AUGUUUUCCAGAGCAGUUGCAUCGGCUUUCCGCCCAGUCUCGCGGCCAACCUUUUUGCGCCCCGUCCGCUCGGCCAUCCAAUUCCCCUCCGGACCUUCCAUUCCCUCUGUCCUCCAUGCACGCCUUCUGUCCAAUGAGACCCGGACGGCGAUCGACAAGGCGGUCUCUUCCGCUCCCGUCGUUCUGUUUAUGAAAGGCACACCCGAGACUCCGCAGUGUGGUUUCUCUCGUGCCACCAUUCAGAUCCUGGGCUUGCAGGGUGUUGAUCCUAAGAAGUUUGUUGCUUUCAACGUGUUGGAGGAUGCAGAGCUGCGCUCAGGUGUUAAGGAAUACUCUGAGUGGCCCACUAUUCCCCAACUAUACCUCGAGAAGGAGUUCAUCGGUGGUUGUGAUAUCUUGAUGUCCAUGCACCAAAAUGGGGAGCUUGCGAAAACUUCUGGAGACCAAGGGUGUCCUGGUUGCGGCGGAUGA
Messenger RNA from Penicillium mononematosum, 471 nucleotides. RefSeq names its product monothiol glutaredoxin GRX5. Lineage: Eukaryota; Fungi; Ascomycota; Eurotiomycetes; Eurotiales; Aspergillaceae. The coding region runs from base 1 to 471 and encodes 156 amino acids. The record is from RefSeq and is a predicted model, not a curated record. The transcript has 3 exons.